Molecule: messenger RNA, 3423 nt
Organism: Dreissena polymorpha
Lineage: Eukaryota; Metazoa; Mollusca; Bivalvia; Myida; Dreissenidae
Product: DNA repair endonuclease XPF-like
Exons: 23
Coding region: 84-2666 (860 amino acids)
Biological process (GO): double-strand break repair via homologous recombination; nucleotide-excision repair involved in interstrand cross-link repair; resolution of meiotic recombination intermediates
Cellular component (GO): nucleotide-excision repair factor 1 complex
Molecular function (GO): damaged DNA binding; single-stranded DNA binding; single-stranded DNA endonuclease activity
Source: RefSeq, a predicted model, not a curated record
AGGUCAUCUAAGGUCAAAAGUGACGUUAAACAGCUUCACUGAAAAAAUAUGCCAAAGAAAAGUGAAAAUUACAGACGUUGACCAUGAAUCUUCUUGAAUAUGAGCAACAAAUAUUUUUGGAUGCUUUCCAUGAAGAUGGAUUACUUGUCAUGGCAAAAGGUCUUGGAAUUGAGCGAAUUUUCUUAAGUUUCCUGAAAGUCUACUGUGAUCCUGCUAAUCUUGUGUUGGUUUUAAACACUACUAAUUUAGAGGAGGAUUUCUACAUAGAGCAGCUCGAAAGGGAGAAUGUUAGUCCUUUACCAAAAUCCAUCAACAAUGAAUUCAAUGCAAAUGAAAGACAGAAGUUGUACCUGCAGGGUGGAGUGUUGUUCUUGACCUCUCGUAUCCUUACUGUAGAUCUGCUGUGUGACCGUGUGCCUGUGGAGAACAUUACAGGAAUACUGGUGGCCAGGGGGCACAAAAUUGCUGAGUCAUGCCAGGAAGCGUUUAUCCUCCGACUCUUCAGGCAGAAAAACAAGACUGGUUUCAUAAAAUCAUUUUCCCACAAUGCCACAGGAUUCAUGACUGGUUUCAAUCAUGUGGAGCGAACAAUGAAGAGUCUGUACGUGCGUCGACUGUUCCUGUGGCCUCGAUUUCAAGCCAAUGUUCAAGAAGCAAUGGAUAAACACAAGAUCGAUGUAGUUGAGAUCCACGUUCCUCUCACAGACAGCAUGGUGGCCUGCCAGGCUGCACUACUGGACCUCAUCAACGCCUGCGUGAAGGAGCUCAAGAGAUACACCACCGCCAUUGACACAGAGGAAAUCACAGUUGAAAACGCAAUCUCAAAAUCCUUUGAGCAGAUCAUUCGGCUGCAACUGGACCCUGUGUGGCACCAGCUUGGAGCAAAGUCAAGACAGCUCGUGUCUGAUAUCAAAACACUCAGGCUCAUACUCAGGCACCUCACUCAGUAUGACUGUGUCACCUUCUACAACAUGGUCAACUCUGUGAAAACCAGUGAGAAGCAGUUUGGACAGAACACAGGCUGGUUGUUUUUGGAGGCUGCAGAUAACCUGUUUGUAUGUGCCAGGUUACGUUUAUAUGGAGACCAAAGAAAAAACAAGAAGCCAAAACCGGAAGUGGACACAUCAAAACCAGAGACGCCUCAGUUGGAGGUGUGUCCCAAGUGGACAGCCCUGGGGCAGGUGAUGGAGGAGAUAGCCUCCCACAACGCGCAGGCUGUCCGCGAACUUGGGCCUGGGCGUGUCCUUAUUGCAGCAGAGGAUGAUCGCACAUGUGCACAGAUCAGAGAAUAUCUUUGUGAUGGCAGUGAAAGUUUACUGGGCAGGCUGUAUAAUAAGUCUAUAGCCAGCAAGGGAGAAUACAUUGAAUAUAGCAAGAAAAAGCGUAUUGCUAAGCAACAAAAGGUCUCAGAUCAACAGACACUGACCCAGAUGGAAGGGUCAAACCAGGCGACUGAUGGGUCAGCUGAUACUCGUGCUGGUACGCCCCCAUGCUCCUCCCAGGAGGCCUAUUUCACUCUGCUGCCGGAGCCUGUCACAGUGAUACACCCCCUGCACGGCUGCUCGGACCCGUUCAGUCUGGUACGCACACUGGGCGAGGUGCAGCCAACUUACGUGGUCCUCUACGACCCAGAUAUGGAGUUUGUGAGGCAGUUAGAGGUCUACAGAGCCACCCAUCCUGACAGACCCCUGCGUGUCUACUUCCUCAUGUACGUAGGCUCAGUGGAGGAGCAGAGAUAUCUGACCAGCCUGCGCAAGGAGAAAGAGGCCUUCGAGUACCUGAUCAGGGAAAAGGGGACCAUGGUUAUCCCAGAGGAAAGGGAGGGGAAGAAUGAUACUGACCAGGCAAGGGACACAACUCCUGCUAAUGCCCCUGUGAACACUAGAAAAGGGGGACAAUCCACAGAUCCUGCAGUUAGUAAAGUUAUUGUAGAUAUGAGAGAGUUUCGUAGUGAAUUACCAUCUCUCAUACACCGUCGUGGCAUUGAGAUAGAGCCAGUAACACUUGAGGUGGGAGACUAUAUUCUGACGCCAGAGAUCUGUGUAGAGCGGAAGAGCGUGUCAGAUCUGAUCGGCUCACUCAACAAUGGCCGCCUGUACAACCAGUGUGUCUCCAUGACCAGAUACUACAAGAAACCCAUGUUGCUCAUUGAGUUCGACCCCAGCAAGCCGUUUUCUAUACAGGGCAAGUACCCGAUGUCAAGUGACGUGACUAUGCAGGAGACAACCAGUCGCCUCUCCCUGCUGACCAUCCACUUCCCAAACCUGCGCAUCCUGUGGUGUCAGAGUCCACAUGCCUCUGCAGAGAUCUUUGAGGAACUCAAGGCAGGGAAAGAGCAGCCAGAUGCUGCUACGGCAGCAGCAGUUACGGCCCUUGCUGAGGGGAUAGACUGGUCAGACAGGUACAAUCACACACCUCAGGACAUGUUAAUACGAAUGCCAGGAGUUAACUUUAAGAACUACAAGAAUAUAAUGAAUAGAGUGAGAGACAUUGCGGAGUUGUGUACCUUGUCAAUGGAGGAACUUCAAGGAAUUAUGGGUACUACCCAGAAUGCGAAGCUACUCUGGGACUUCCUGCACACAGAACAAAAUACAGAGCAGACGACAAGUGCUAGUAAACCUGAACAAAAAGCCGGCAAACGAUGGAGCAAAUCCUAUAAAAGAUGAUAGGCACGCUAUAGUUUAGUGGAUCUUAUAAUAUUUUUGCAUCUUAAUCGGUCUAGAGCUACAAUGUUUUGUUUUCACUUUAGCGACUUCUCUCUAUUCCAAAACAGAAUCUUAGAGACUUUUACAAAAGACAUUACAAACAUACCUCAAUUAUUUCUUUGGCACAAUAACAGUCCAAAUAUAAGCUAUUGUGUAGCUGUUGGUACACAUGUACGUGAAUUGAAUCUGAUAAGUAAAGUAACAGAUUUGAUUGUGCUCCUGCAUUAAUAAUAUACUAUUCUUCUUUAUCGGAUUAUAAAAUUAUCCCACAAUGUAGUUGGAAGAAUAAAAAAUUGCACUUGUCUGUUCGUCUGUCUGAACGUACAUCUGUAGGCCACGAAACUUCUAUUUUCAACCCCUCUUAAACUCCUGAGUUGAUUACGAUUUCAAAGUUCACCUUCACAGAUUUAUUACCUUCGUAUGCCCACAGGCUUGGUAUUUUGUAUAUAACAUCUAAAGAAGAAGAAUUCUUAAUUUCCUCAAAUCUUGACUCUGUGGUCCAAACAGCCCCGCCAUGCUUGUGACUUGAUUUACUUAUAUGGAACGAAAAUGUUUAUUAAUGCUUCAAAGAUAACUGUAUUUGAAUUCAUGUGAGGGAUUCAGAGCCAUCAAGGCCACUUGCAUGUUUUGUUAUCUGUUUCAUGUUUUGUUAUCUGUUUCGUGUUAUUUUCAUACACAAUAAAUGAUAAUCAAUGAAAAUACACAAUACAUUAAGUUU